GGGGACGCCCGCUUCCCGCUGCGCUUCGCCGUGCUGGUGGCCGGCUUCCCCAGCCGCGCGCCCGCCCACGCCCGCUUCUACGCGGAGCCGCUGGCGCUGCCCAGCCUGCACGUGGUGGGGCACACGGACGCCGUGAUCCCGCCCGCCUGGAGCACCGAGCUGGCCGCCUGCUUCGUGGACCCCGUGGUGCUCACGCACCCGGGCGGGCACUUCGUCCCUGCCGCCGCGCCGCAGCGCGAAGUCUACCGCCAGUUCCUGGGCCGCUUCCUGGCGUGACCGUGGCUGGAGCAGGCUCGGC
Molecule: messenger RNA, 298 nt
Organism: Gavialis gangeticus (Gharial)
Lineage: Eukaryota; Metazoa; Chordata; Crocodylia; Gavialidae
Gene: OVCA2
Product: ovarian tumor suppressor candidate 2
Exons: 1
Biological process (GO): response to retinoic acid
Cellular component (GO): cytoplasm; nucleus
Source: RefSeq, a predicted model, not a curated record